Molecule: messenger RNA, 970 nt
Organism: Magnolia sinica
Lineage: Eukaryota; Viridiplantae; Streptophyta; Magnoliopsida; Magnoliales; Magnoliaceae
Product: transcription factor MYB4-like
Exons: 3
Coding region: 152-946 (264 amino acids)
Source: RefSeq, a predicted model, not a curated record
GAAAUUGCGGGCAUCCUUUUUCAAAUUGGAUGCUUUCUUGGACUCGAUGUCGCACGUUUUCAUAUGGGUUUCUAGCAUAUAAAUACCACUGGCAUGUGAUGCAGGAGUCUUGAACUUGAAGGACUCUGUUUUUUAUCCAGAUAUUGGAAAGAUGGUGAGAGCACCUUGUUGUGAGAAGAUGGGAUUGAAGAAGGGGCCAUGGACAGCAGAAGAGGACCAGAUAUUGGUAACCUACAUUCAAAGGCAUGGCCAUGGGAAUUGGAGGGCGCUUCCGAAACAAGCUGGUUUGUUAAGGUGUGGGAAGAGCUGCAGACUCCGAUGGACGAAUUACUUAAGACCAGACAUCAAAAGAGGGAACUUCAGCAGAGAAGAAGAAGAAACAAUUUACAGAUUACAUGAAUUGCUUGGUAAUAGAUGGUCAGCAAUUGCAGCUCGGCUUCCAGGACGGACAGAUAAUGAAAUAAAAAACGUCUGGCACACCCACUUGAAGAAACGUCUGGACCGAAAUGGGGAGACUAAACCUGUAAAACAGUCGUUGGAAACAUCAAAAUGCAAUGCAGACAUAGAAAGAGACUUGAAACCCGUGAAUUUUCCGACCCAUCAGAGAUUGGAAUGUCCCAGCAUCACUUCCGUAUCCCCACAGUCAUCCUCUAGUGAUUUCUCUUCAGUGACCGAUUCCUCCUUAGUCACUGGCGAAAACCUUAGCAUGGCUGUCGAGGGCGAGGGCGUUGCAGAUGCCGAUGAGAAUCUAUGGUCGGAAGUGCUCUCGGCAGAAAACACUGGCAUGUCGGAGUAUUUUCCAGCAGCAGCAGCAGAGGACCCACGACUUCAGUUUCCAUUCCCUCCAGCUUCCCUUGAAACUGAUCUACCCAAGGAAGACGGAAUGGACUUUUGGUUCAACCUCUAUGUUGAUGCAGCCGAAUUCACAGAAUUUCCAGAAUUCUAAUAGCAGCUUCACAGAUUUUCCGAA